Fusarium falciforme is the source of this 636-nucleotide messenger RNA. RefSeq lists its product as hypothetical. The coding region runs from base 1 to 636 and encodes 211 amino acids. Lineage: Eukaryota; Fungi; Ascomycota; Sordariomycetes; Hypocreales; Nectriaceae. The record is from RefSeq and is a predicted model, not a curated record. The transcript has a single exon.
AUGUUCAGGCCUUUUCUCCUAUCCUCUCCGUCUCUCUCCUGGAACGUUCAGUUCCUAUGUGAAUGUCUAGUAGCCUUUAACGCUUCUAGUCACUCUUCGAAUUCUUUCUCAAGAUCAUCAGAACGUCAAGUCUCAAAAACUAUAUCGUUCUUCAGCGGGUUCCCACAAUCUUCUCCCAUUCUUUUUCUCUCUCAACACUCAACUCAGAAACAACUGAAACCCGAGAAACUGACCUACAAGCACAACGCAAACAAGAAACUAGGACACACCACACGCACUUCUGUCACCAUGGGCGGAAACGACCUCUGUAGUACCUCUCCCUCCCUCCACCGCCAUCUUAACAGCGGCCUCCUCGCCCCCAUCUCCCGUCUUGGGGAUAAGAUCACUGUUAUUAAGGAGCGCAUCUGGAGCAAGCUCCCCGCGGGUAGAAGGGCAAAGAGGGAGUGGUACGCGAAACAACCAGAACUGUUUUUGGAAGGGGGCAAAGAAGAGAGGAAGUCCAACCCAGACUGGUCCCGCGACGAAAACCCGAUCCAGUACAAGGAGCCCGCGCCCGUGGGGAAGCCUCACAGGGUCGUGGACAGGGACAACCGUGUCUGGACGGUAACUGACGGAAAGCGACUGAUGACAAAGUAA